This is a messenger RNA of Puccinia graminis f. sp. tritici CRL 75-36-700-3, 1118 nucleotides long. RefSeq lists its product as uncharacterized. Bases 228 to 725 code for a protein of 165 amino acids. NCBI's taxonomy places the organism in Eukaryota, Fungi, Basidiomycota, Pucciniomycetes, Pucciniales, Pucciniaceae. The transcript has 4 exons. The record is from RefSeq and is a predicted model, not a curated record.
AUACAGAUUUGCAAAACAUGCCAACAGCAAAAAAAAUGCUGCUUGUAUUCCCCUCUUCAAGCCCUACUCUGGUUGGUCUGCUUUCGACUUCCUGUUCGUAUAAAAGGACCGACGAAAAAAUGUUUGGUCGGCUCUGUCACACUCGCAUCGAACCCUGAUCUCAAAAAAAAUUCACUUUGCUCGACUUACUGGUAUCCAGUAGGCUCUAUAAUUCCACAUCAAUCACAAUGCUAUUUCACUUGUUUAUUAUCAUGCUUGCUGCAGGUAGAUACUCCGCAAUGAAAUUGUCUGAGAGCUCGCCACAGUUAUCAGUCCCGUUCAAAGAGAUGGACAGUCGCUUGGAAAGCCGGUUAGACCACCAGGCAGGAAAAAGCGCUGAGUCCAUGGGGAUCGUAGUUUCUGAUAGGCUGGUUAAAAGGUCUUUGGGCGAGAGUUCGGUAGCGGAUAGAUGUGGAAUUUGCAACGAGGCCCUGCCGCCACUCAAGAAACCGAUGCCCGAUACCCACUGCAAGGACCGAUUCCAUGAAGACUGCCUCAUACUAUAUAUCAAAGAUGAAAAAGGCUGCCCAAAGUGCAAGCGAGUACAGGGAUUUCCAAAAAGACAUCCAAAAGAUGUAGAUAGGGGAUGUUGGCCAUCGGCAGUAGUUUGCGCGCUUGUAACAUGUACCUGUGCUGCAGCUUUUGUCUUUGAAGCAGGUUACUACUUUGCAAAAGAUCCCAGCUAGGGAGUUGUUGCUGUUUUUAGCAGGUCUAGCCCUCUCCUAAAGAAGAAGAUACAUCUGCCAUAUCACCACUUUUUCUUUUGAGAUACUCAUAUAGUACUGUAGCCAUGGUAUGCUUCAGUCAAAAUUCUUGGCCAUCUCUACAGUCUUGCCAGAUCUCACUCUGCUGUGAAAUGAAUCAUCUUGUCAUCUGUUUCCUAUACUUCACAACCUAUGUCAGCAGUGCCUUUGAUUUUGGUUCAUCAAAAAUCCAAAUAUUUAUAGGGGCUUGGUUGAACAUUAACAACUCCCAAAAAGUGGAGAGCCAACUCCCAAGCCCCGGAUUCCCCAAAAAAUAAUAGUUGAACAAACGGUGGGCCGCUACACUAACCGUAGCGGUUAGUGUAGCGUAACGCA